Molecule: messenger RNA, 453 nt
Organism: Phytophthora sojae
Lineage: Eukaryota; Oomycota; Peronosporomycetes; Peronosporales; Peronosporaceae
Exons: 1
Coding region: 1-453 (150 amino acids)
Source: RefSeq, a predicted model, not a curated record
AUGAGCAAUGCUGGAGCUGGCAACGUGCAAGGCCAGCCGCAACAACAAGCACAACCUGCCGUUAAUCCAGCGCGGGCUAGCAACAAAGCGCCCCGGUUCGAAGGCACGUUUGAGCUCUAUCGCGCCAAAUUGGAGCUCUAUCUUGCAGAGCGCGACUCGUGGGCUGUAGUGAGCGGCGGGGAGACACGCCAUGCUACGGAUGUGGGCCUGCAACGCCAGUAUGACGAGCGAGAUCGAAUUGCACGUGCGGCUAUCCUACGCGGCCUGCGCGGAUGCAAGAAUGAUGAUGCUGCCAAGGUGUGUGGAAUGGCUACGGCUGCGGAAAUGUGGAAUACACUGGUGGCGGAUAACACCCAACGCGACUUCUCCUACGCGGUACUCCUGCGGCGACCAAAUUGUAUCAAACCUCUCAUAAUGAGGGCCAAUUAUUGGCCGAGUACAUCACGACAAUGA